This is a messenger RNA of Closterium sp. Naga37s-1, 522 nucleotides long. NCBI's taxonomy places the organism in Eukaryota, Viridiplantae, Streptophyta, Zygnematophyceae, Desmidiales, Closteriaceae. The record is from the annotation of a GenBank genome assembly.
AUGGGGCAGCAGGGCACAAAGUACGCCGGGCAGCAGUGCGCACGGGACGCGCGGGGCAGCAGGGCGCGUGGGGCGUGCAAUGCAGCAGGACGCGCGGGGCGCGCGGGGCAGGAGGGCGCACGAUGCGCGGGGGUGGGGCAAGGCGCGCGGCGCGCGCGAAGCAGCAGGGCGCGCGGGGCGCGGGGCAGCAGGGCGCACGGGGCGCGCAGGGCAGCAGGGCGCACGGGGUGCGCGGGGCAGCAGCCCAGUAGGGCACGUGAGGCGCUUAGGAGCAAGGUGCGCAAGGCGCGUGGGGCAGCAGGGCGCGCGGGGCGCGGGGCAGCAGGGCGCAUGGGGCGUGCUGGACAGCAAGACAUGCAGCCCAGUAGGACACGCGGAGCGCGUGGGGCACGAGGGUACACGAGCGCGGGGGAGCAAGGCAUGCGGGGCGCGCAGGGCAAGAGGGAGCGCGGGGCAGCAGGGCGCGCGGGGAGCGCUGGGCAGCAGGGCGCGCAUGGCAGCAGGGCGUGCGGGGCGCCCUAG